CUUCUUCCCAACAAAAGAGUUGAAUCGACGAGAUAUUCCCAUUAUCCGGCGGAAAGAAGUGAGCUCACAGCAAGAGGAAAGUGAAAGUAAAGCGAGAGAUGGGGUUAAAAAAAGGGUUGGGAGGAGAAAGCGGGGCUGUUUAUUUACCGGGGGGAACAGUAAAGAAGAAAAAAGAAAGAAAGAGUUUUCCUUUUUUUCCAAGGAACCCUUUCCAUUCCAUCCUUGCCUCUCGCCGCCCGUCCAGGGAUCCUCUCCUCUUCUCUUCGUAGAGGAAAUGUCAAUUUUUUACUUUCCCUCGCGGAUCCUCUCAGCCGCAGCCUGCUCUCUUUCGGUUUCAGUUCAUCGUGAAUCUUCGGUUGGACGCGAGCUUUAACUCGUUUUCCUUUAACUCGUCAUCCGUAAAAACGAGAUCUGUGCUCGAUUCAUUUGUUCGUUAAAAUAGGCGAAAACACGCCGAUUCUUUCCCCAGAUUCGUUCAAAUGUCGUGAAAACGCCACACGUUAUGAACGGUUAUGUAUUUAUAGGUUAGUUUUCGAAAGCGCAUCGUUCUUUUGUUGCUACUCAUCUCGAAUCGUGAAUAUUUAGAUGAAUUGAAGUUAAUAAUAAGUUGUGGUGAAUGAUUGUGUGAGUGACUUCAAGAACGAGGUAUUCGAAAAUACUUGUAUAUUGGAUAAAACGAUGUGUGUGAAAAAUUUGUGAAAGUGUCGAUAUUUAAUAAUAAUAGGUUAUCUUCGAUGGAAAUAUUUUUAUUUCAUUUAUUUGCUCUCCAAGAAGUGUCAAGAAAAGAUAAUUAAUGUGGAUAAUGAGAUCCUCUUCAAAGAUCCUGCAACUGUUUCAUCGGGCACAGCUGGCGGCAAAAGUCGAAGCUGGAAAUCGGCCAUGUUUAGUCUUUCAUAUAGAGAAAGAGAGAGAAAGUAUAUCUCUCCUCUCGGAGCCAAGCAUUCCGCGAUUCAUAGAUGGAAGGGAUGAGAGCAGCAGGGAUGAUGGUGGCUGGAACCGGGUUUGGGGUGGGGUGGUUCGAAGCCACCCCUCGAAUAAUCCGACGUAUAAAUUGGAUUGUCUGUGGAACGUGGAAACUGAACGGUGGUGCAGGCGUGUAGUGAGGCGUGAGGAAGACGAGGUGAGAGAGGCGAGGUGCGAGAGGGACUCAUUGCAAAUAGAGGAGGAAAGAAAGAACGCGGUGGGAUGAGGGAAAGAGUGGAAUUUGGUGGAAGAAAUAAGAGAGAAAUAAGAAAGAGAGGAAAGGAGAAGAAUGCAGAAGAGACAAGAGUAAGAAAAAAAGCAAGAGA
Apis dorsata (giant honeybee) is the source of this 1289-nucleotide messenger RNA. RefSeq lists its product as uncharacterized. The record is from RefSeq and is a predicted model, not a curated record. Lineage: Eukaryota; Metazoa; Arthropoda; Insecta; Hymenoptera; Apidae. Bases 794 to 1189 code for a protein of 131 amino acids. The transcript has 2 exons.